GACACAUGCUGGAGCGUUGCAGCGAUUUGUUUUCUUGUGGUUUUUAUUUCAAUAGCCUUAGAGCGAUCGUCCGGGCUUCUAUAUAUCGCUUUCAUGAAUGAAUUUGGGGUGGACCGUCAGACCGCUUCUUGGCCGCAGAGCGUUAUGAUAUGCAUAACUGGUCUCAGUGGUCUCACCGUGGGACUACUUAAAAAGAAAUAUUCCAUCAGGCACAUCGCAAUUGUAGGGAGCAUUACGGGAUGGAUCGGCAUCAUGGCAGCUGGAUUUGCGCCCAAUAUUAUCUGGAUGUCUAUCACUCUUGGGGUCGCUCACAGUAUCGGGAACGGCGCAGUGCUCUUGGCUAUUAAAAUAUUUACGGUAAUGUAUUUCGAGAGGUGCAGAAGCAUUGCCUUAGGAAUUGCUUCAACAGGAAUAACAGCCGCAGGUUUUGUCUUUCCAAAGCUGCUCUUGUAUUUAAGAAGUGCCUAUGGUUUUCCGAAUACUCUGCUCCUCCUCGGUGCCCUUUCGAUUAGCACAACUCCACUCGUCUGCUUGCUUAAGGUUCCCCCCUGGAGGAACCUCAGCGAUAGGAAAGGAUCGACCUCAUCCCUUCGUCCGCUCACAUCUGUCUAUGGUCUCGAAGAUCCCGCAUGUAUUUUGCCUUUCUAUAAAUCAACUCAGAACACGCGGGCAAUUAGUGAUAUAAUUCGUUCUCCGGUCUUUCAUGUUGUCGUCUGGUCGACAGCAGCUACGUUCACACUAGACCUAAUGUUCCUGACAACAAUCACCGACUUUUCCAUAGACAAGGGCCUUUCUCUCGACGAUGCCGUUUGGAUGUCUUCGUGUUUUUCAUCAACUAAUCUGGUAGGUUGCCUGUGCCUUCCCUUUUUUUCUGACAAGCAAUAUGUUCGCCGUAGUACUUUGAUGGCGUCCACCCAGCUCCUUACGGGUGUUGUCAUGGUGAUAACGCCUUUAGCAGCCACCUACUGGUCCAUCGGGUGUAUUGUUGCGUUGGCGUCGUGUUUUGGUUCUUGUUCGAUUCUUCAACACGAAGUGCUAGCGGCCGACUACUUCGGUGUCGAGUACUUUGUGUUUCUUCAUGGUAUCAUUGGCCUCGUGAGGGUGCCUCUACUAUUUUGCAGUCCUGUUUUUGUGGGAAUCUUUCGUGACCGAACGGGGUCGUACGACAACUUGUAUCGGCUUCAAGGAGGACUCGUUCUAUUUUUGGGAAUGUUGUGGUUGAUAGUUGUUUACUGCGAGAGAUGUCUGUCAUUCUUUCCCAGCCUACGACGAGAAGAGACACCGAAGUCAAAUACCGUCCUCGUCAUCUAA
Messenger RNA from Ixodes scapularis (black-legged tick), 1311 nucleotides. Its product is annotated as monocarboxylate transporter 14-like. Lineage: Eukaryota; Metazoa; Arthropoda; Arachnida; Ixodida; Ixodidae. Gene Ontology annotation, molecular function: monocarboxylic acid transmembrane transporter activity. The record is from RefSeq and is a predicted model, not a curated record. The transcript has 4 exons. The coding region runs from base 94 to 1311 and encodes 405 amino acids. Gene Ontology annotation, biological process: transmembrane transport.